UUCGCUUUGUACAUCGGAUGUGUUCAGUAACGUCUUUCUACCGUGAUGAAAUUCUAAUUUUACUAGGAACCCCCCGACAGGUGAGAGAUCUUUAAAGAACUUUGACAAUGAAAUGUAUCUUAUUACAUAGGAACGUUACUUACUCAUCUUCAAACAAAUGUUGCACUGAUCACCAAGGAAUGGGGUGAUGGAAAAAACAAUGACUUCCAGUCCAUGGACUUAACCCUGUUGGACAACUCAAAUGAACUACCCUAACAUGCACCAAUCCUUCGAUGUUUUUUUUUUUUGUUUUCGUUAGUCACAACAAACACCACGAAAUUUAAGCGAUUAUUUUAAACAUUAAAAAUCUUCUCUUCGAAUUAUAGCGUGAUCCAAGUCGUGUUACAUUCAUUAUCGUUGACGAAGAAAGGUGAGAAAUCGAUAAUAUUAAAUGUCCUUUAGUGUAUAGAUUGACGCAGAUACAAAAUGUAUCUUCCAUGAACAUCAGAUGGCAUGGCUAUGUUUGGAAGGAGAUUCUUUUAAAGGACUUGCACUUACACAUUUUAAGCCGCAUUGUAAACACAUUUAUGGUCUAGAAGAGCAACACCUUUUUUUUUUUUUUUUUUUCUUUACUGAUUUUCUUAUUCUAAAUGAAUUUAAGAUUCAGUCAUGGUGAUUUAUUGCAAGAACGGUUUGCUUAUCAGAGGCUCUUAAGCAUUAAAAUAAGAGCUAAAAGAUAAUAGACGGUUAAUCCCUUUUACAAAAAUUCAAAUCUCUGAGUGUGUUCUUCAAAGUUGACCUCAAAAGCAUUUAAAUGGAAAUCAGCCAAUUUGUCUCAUCGGAUUUUUAAUUUAGCUAAGUUAGACAUUGCAAAACCUAAGUUUCAGUUGUGCUCUGCAGGCAUCAAGUGGUCUCCCAGAAAUUUGAAAUUAGAAGGCAGAAAUUGUAAUUUCUCUUACUGUUGCAAUACCUCAUUAAUUUAAAAGUAUCUUUUGCAACAAGUUUCAUAAUCAGUUAUCCCAUAGCAAGUUUCAGUGUCCUCUGGAACACUUUCAUGAAGACAAAGAGACUUAAUUAUAAAUAAGUAAAGUUUGUUAUUUAUAAACUGUGUGGUGUAGAAAAUGAAUUUGAGAAAAAACUCAGUGAAACCUAAUGUGUAAAACUUCUUUGAAAAUCAAGAAUUUGCAAUUAUGUUAAAUGAACAUUUAAUUCCUGUUAUUUUUCUUGGCUUAGUUUUCAUUUUCCAUCUUUUCUUAAGUUUUUCUGUUUUUUUCUAGGUCCAAUUAGCUGUAAAACCAGGUAUAUAUAUAACAGGGUGUAUAUAACAGGGUGUAAGCAAUGGCCAAAUUAAUCCAGUCAUUUGAGUGACUUUUUUUACAUAGCAUGAGACAAUUAAAUGCUGAUAUUUUUAGUAGCAGAUUGAAGUGAUGAUGCUAAGAUGACCUAAGGAGCAAAAGUUUGGGUGCAAUUGACAACAUGCUGGAUUUGUCUAAACUUUUUUUAAGGAAGCAACUUCCUGCAGGUAAAAAUGAAAAUUCUUGAAUGGGUAUUAUCUGUUGUACUAAAAUGUUGGUUAUGUGAUCUGUCUUUGAUUUAAAAAAUGGGUGUCUACUUGUGAUUCUCAGCAGUGAUUUUGCUUUUAACUUAAAGCAAAAUCACAGUUGAGAAUGACAAGUGGACACCAUUCUUUUUUUUCAAUAAAUGUAAAACUAGGGGAAGUACUCAGCAAUGAGGAGACAUAGAGUAAAAUAUGAUAACAUGUCUGACAUUGACAGUGUCAUUUUGAUUGAAAGGUUUUUUUUAAAUACUAGCGCUUAUUUGGACUCAGUUUGUGCCCAGUAGUUAGAUGGUUUCUAAAAUAGUCUGCCAAUAAUCUUUGUUGUUUUCAUUAUGCCUUUAUUUUUACUACUAACAGCUGGUAUCUUCAGUCAAAACAUAUGUAAUACCAUUGCUGCUAUGACAUACAGUCAUGUGAAUUUUAUGAGCAUUAUUGGAGGCAUUGUGGCUGAGUGGUUAGGGCACUGGACUUAAGUCUUGUGGUCCCAGGUUCAGCUCUUCACCCCAAUACUCACUGUUUUGUUUUCAGUUGCCCUAAGUUUAACUCCCAAGCUGUGCUUAUAAAAAGCUUACUGGUCUGCCCUCUGGUGAGUUGGGAUCUUUGGUUUUGCAAUGUUUAUUUACAAGCUCUACUGGGGAAGUGGUCCAUGAUUAUUAUUAUCAUUAUUAUUGUAAUUGAACUAUGAUGAUAAUGAAAAUGCUGUCAGAACAUUUUCAAGAAAUUUACCAUUAUUCAGAAUCAAUAAUUGUCUUUAAAACAGUUAACUGAUCAGGAACUAAUAUUCUUGUCUUCUCUAUUUAUACAGUCUUGUUGCAGUUGGGUGAGGGAAGCGAGUUUCUCAAGAGGAUCGCAAACUUCAGAAAGAGAAAAAGGACAUUAUUUGGUGAGUCUUGCUUCUUGGGGAGUUCUUCUACUUUGCAAAAGGGUUUCUAUUUGUUAAAAAAUUGUCCCUAUUCUGUGUGAACAUCCGCUUGAUGCUACUUUUAUUGAUGACAGAGCCCUUUCUAUUUCACCCAUACUAAUAUAAUGAUUGUUUUUUUCAUUAUUCUCUUACAAAGUAAGAAAGGAAAGGGUAGGAGUUAAAACUGUUCCCUCAUAAUAUAUUUUCAGAACAUUGGCAAUUUAUUAAAGACUAUAGAAUGGUUAUGGCACAAUUUCCAGCUGCAGACUGCGUAAGAGACAUACAGGAUGAUAGAGUGUACCAAAAAUUCAUCCAGCAUGACCCUUGUGCCAGAGCAAAGAAAGUACUUUUAAUUGUAGUUACUACUGCAGUGCACAGUUGAUAAAGUCCAAGAAGUUUAGUAUCAGUGGCCACUUAUUUGUUUUCUUGUGGAGUUACCUCCCAAGAAAGAUACAAAUUUGAAAAUAUCUUACUAACUGGACUGUGAUAUGGGAAGUCUAAACCACAUGUGCCACUAUUUUCAAAACAUUAUACCAGUAAAUUAUUCAAUAUGGCAAAUGGUAGUAAUUGUAACAAUGAAACAUGUGAACUUGUGUCAUCAGUGUGCAGAAUCCAAUCUGUUGUACCACACCUGCCUGCCAAAGCCUUGCUUUUAAAUAUCAAGCAGUACAAUGGUAAAUUUGGCUGCAGUACAUGCAAACAUCCAGGGAGGUACAGUCAUUCUGCCCGGCAUAUACAUGCAAGGCUGUAUGAAUACUGGCCUUCUGGUACUCUGGCUGUCAGAGCAGCACACAAAACCAGGAUGUUUGGGAGAAUUGGGGAGGCAAGAGGAACCACAGUGUUUGGCAUUAAAAGAGAAAAUGUGUUUUGUCAAUUGGUUGACAUUUCAGACAAUUUACCUAUUGACUGAAUGCAUUGUGUUUGCAAAGGCAUCCUGAAAAGACAGCUAUUCAAACCGUGGUUCAAUCCUCAGCAUGCUACAGAGUCAAACAGUUUGCUAGGAAUUAGUCAUGAGCUACACAAUAUGUUCCUUUCUAUCAAAGUGCCACGUGACUUUACUAGAAAGCCAUGUAGUAUUGCUGAAUUACAACACGGAAAGUAUCAGAAUUUUGUUUGUUUGCCCUCUUUGUUGGACUGCCAUGUCUUCAAUAUGCUGUACUUUCUAUCACUUUGCACUAUACUGCUCUUCAUUUCCUGUACUCAGUUCCUAUUUCCAAAUCUUGUGUAGAGGAGGUUCAAGUUUUGCUUGAUAACUUUGUGAGACUUUUACCAAGUCUUUAUGGUAUUGAAGAGUGUACAUACAACACCCAUGCUUAAUUCCACUUCUCUUUCCAAGAGUUCUUGGUCAUGGUUCCUUAGCACUUACUUCUGCUUUUUUAUUUGAAGCAUUCAUUGCUCACCUUAUAAAUCUGUUCUCUGGAACAAGGGGACUCCCAAAGCAAAUGGUGGAAAAACUAGGAGUAAGCCAAACCUACAGGGUGCUUGUUUCACAGAAAUACAAAUUCACAUCUGCUUGGUGAAAGGCCCAGUGUUUAGUAUACAGAAGGGAGAAUCCUGCUGCAUGAACCUGUGCACUUUGAGAUGCUGACACAGUUUCAAAAUGUCUUUUUUGCAGCAUUUGGAAGUGGUCCUGUCCUAGAAUACUUGGUUUCCUAUAGGAUGACAAAAGAUCAUGUCACCUUCCACAGCAUGAUGUAUCCUAGAAAUGGAAAUUUGUGCAGCUACCUUGUCCAGUUUUGUGCACAUGGGAGGAAAUGCUAUAGUAGAGUGGUCUGCUACUUCCUCUUCUAGAAUGUUGCCUAUGCAUUGAUCACAGAGUAUGGCUUGAAUGGAUUGAUUGUUGGCCUAGACCUUCCUUCACCAUAGGAUGUAGUCCUGAAGGAAAUUGUUCAUCAAAAUGUAAUUGUCAACAUUUUAUACAUUCAAGAAAGUGAAAGUCUCUUGCUUGUGAAAUGUGGUGAUGUUAUUAACAGGUGUCUUUAUGUUCAAGGCAAGGAUGGGAAAGGUUUCAUCACCUUUCUAGAAACUUCCCUUGAGCAUGAUUAGUAAUUAUUUUCAACUAGCUGUUUAGUGUCUUUCAUACUCAAUCAUCAAAUGUAAUCUGAACUAUCUGUCCAAAUUUGAUCUUUUAAUACUAUAAAUGUUAGGUUUCCUGUGCACUAGGCCCUGUCUCUGCCGAGGUUUUGUCAUUCAACACUAAGGUCAAACCUCAGUGCACAUGUGUUUUUGUUGCUUGUUAUUUUUGCCUUUAUUCUUUGGAUGAUCUUUUAACUAGACUUACAUUGAAGGAAUAGAACAUUACGGAAUCAUUAUGGAUAUUGUUGGAAUUUUUAAGGUCAUGGACUAGGACACUUGCUUGUUCGUAAGGAUUUCUCAUACGGUAUUGUAUUCAAGCAGUGUGCAGAG
Messenger RNA from Pocillopora meandrina, 4844 nucleotides. The record is from the annotation of a GenBank genome assembly. Lineage: Eukaryota; Metazoa; Cnidaria; Anthozoa; Scleractinia; Pocilloporidae.